Cladophialophora immunda is the source of this 1358-nucleotide messenger RNA. RefSeq lists its product as uncharacterized. The record is from RefSeq and is a predicted model, not a curated record. The coding region runs from base 307 to 1251 and encodes 314 amino acids. NCBI's taxonomy places the organism in Eukaryota, Fungi, Ascomycota, Eurotiomycetes, Chaetothyriales, Herpotrichiellaceae. The transcript is spliced from 2 exons. Gene Ontology annotation, molecular function: oxidoreductase activity.
CUCAGUUCAAAACUGCGUACUCAGCUCAAAAUAAAGGACUGCGCUCUCGUGAGAUUUUCCGGCGGUGGAGAAAGAGAGUCGGGUUGUUAUACCUAUCUUUUACGCCCCAGACUCAUCAAACAUUCACACAAUCGCCUGUACCUACAUACCUGUCUUUACUACUAGCCGACUGCGACUUGAAGCGCAUUGAAAGAGGCCAACUCUCGCUGUGCUACACACCCUCCCCUCGCGAUCGAGUGCACCUGUGACCCCGAAUACUUUCCCUCCAGUACUCAAGCUUCCAGACAUUGAAAAACAUACACAGCAAUGACGGCUGCUCCCAAAAGACGCCUCGCGGCGUUGUCCAAGCAACUUGCGGAAGGCAUACCUUCCGAGGGCACAUUUGAGGAGAUCCCUCGUGUUAGACAUGUCGCAGACAGCUCAACAGGACCAAGAGUCAAGGGCAAGGUUGUCAUCGUUACUGGAUGCAACUCUCCCAUCGGCAUUGGUCGAGCGUCGGCACACCAAUACGCCCAGAACGGCGCAAAGGCGGUCUAUAUUUGCGACUACGAUGACAAGUAUUUGGAAAUGCACAAGCGGGAACUGGCGUCCCUAUAUCCCGAAUGCGAGGUCCACUGUGUGAAAAUGGACGUCGGCGAAGAAUCUCAGGUGAAAGCCGUUGUGGAUCAAUGCCUGGCAAAAUACGGCAGACUGGACAUCAUGUUUGCAAAUGCUGGCAUCUCGGGUGUCCCCAAUACGUUUGAACAUAUUUCGAGCGAGGCAUAUAUGAGGACGAUGAGGGUUAACGCACUGGGUGUAUUUCUCUGUUUCAAAUAUGCCGCCAUUGCCAUGCAGAAGACGUCUCCCGAGAAGAAAUAUCCUGGAGGAAGCAUCAUUGGCACGGCGUCGGUGGCUGGGAUCCGGUCGAAUGCUGGGGGCACGGACUACUCGGCCAGCAAAGCUGCCGUGGUAUCGAUGGCACAGACGAUGUCCUAUCAGUUAAGUGGGACAGGCGUGAGGGUCAAUGCCAUCUGCCCAGGUGUGAUCGAGACUGGUAUGACCAAACCCAUGUAUGAUGCAGCACGAGGCCGGGGCACCGAGAAGAAGAUUGGCCAGUUGAAUCCGCUGCAGAGAGGCGCGGUGGCCGACGAGGUUGCUAGAGUCGCCUUGUUCUUGGGAAGUGACGAGGCUAGCUAUGUCAAUGGCCAAGCCUGGGCCGUAUGCGGUGGACUGAGUGCUGGACAUCCUUUUGUCCCAGGUAAACUGGGUUGAGGAUAUUCAUAGAUCUGAUAAAGUGGACUCAGCCAUCCAGGUCUUUUUGAAGGACUUCCAGUACCUUCUUCUCGUCGAUGUUGUCCAAAGAAACAAUGUGUUCUUCA